Messenger RNA from Oncorhynchus mykiss (rainbow trout), 4578 nucleotides. The record is from RefSeq and is a predicted model, not a curated record. Lineage: Eukaryota; Metazoa; Chordata; Actinopteri; Salmoniformes; Salmonidae.
UGUCUCUUUAACAAAACCAGCCAGGUGUGGUCUCCCGCUUUUUCAAACGUGUUGCUGUCACUAAGCUACUUCCUGAAGUUUAACGGAUACAUCUACAACACUGACAAAAUCUAACUACUGUAAAAAAAGAAAGAAAAAAAGACAAAGACGAUGAUCAGGCUGAUCACCAGCAGUAACACUACCAGACUAACCAUGAUGACCACUGAGUAUGUGCACACAGUUUGGACAAAACUUGGACACACCUGUUAAGGUGAAUAAACAAAGAGCUUGGUUUAUGAAUGCUGCUAUAGAAACAUUGACAAAAUGCCAGAUGAAAACACUACACCAAGAGUUGGCCACAGGAGUCGUGCAUCGCCCAAAGCCAGGGAGGAACAGUUUCCUGAUACAAAGGAGAAAAAUGGACUAUUAUUUUGCAAAGCUUGCAACUGUCUACUUGACCACAUGAGGAAGAAAUCAAUAGACGCACAUCUGGCUUCUGCCCGUCAUUUAGCAAAGAAGAAAGCUAAGGAUGAGGGCAAAGAAUUGGCCAAUGACAUUCAACCAGAGUAUCUUAACACAGUAUGGAGUGAAGAGGUUCUCCGUUGCCAAACAUGCAAACGUGCUCUUGACCACACAUGGAAACCAUCAGUGACCAGACACCUGACAGCGUGUAAAAGGAAAGCUGAACAUGAGGAUGACUGGAAACCCGAAAGGAAAAAGACCUCUUCACUUCCCUCCACUCAACUUCCCUCUACAUCUUCCCAAUCCAUCUGCCCCUUUCCAAAAGCCUCACGAAGCAGUGUGACAGAAAGACCGACCCAGUCACUUGAUCUGAGUGAGACAGAGAAGAGAAGAGAUGCUAAAUUUGUGGAUGAUAACAGGGCUGAGCUCAUUCAGAACGUUACCACGGUGAUGCCCAUAUUAGAUGACCUGCUCAAGUGGGGUAUGAUCCAUAGUGAGGCGUACUCUAACAUCCGUGCUGCCCGGACCAGCCAGGAACAGAUGAGGGAGCUGUACAUCACAUUAAAAUCAGAUAAAGUCAAAUCAACCUUCUACAGGAUCCUCCAGGAGAAAGAACAUAAUUUGAUCCAGGAGCUAGGUGGGCCUGUCUGUAUGGAGGUGGAUUGCUAUGGACAGACUAUGUGCAUUGGGCAGAGCAGCGAGUGCCUACCACAGGCCCAACAAAACCGUCAAACCGUCAAACGGCAUGUAGCAGAUUAUGUCUCAAUAGCCAUACAGAAACACAAAGCAGAACUGAGGGAGAAGUAUAAACAUGUUUCUGAGGGUAUUGGAAAAGAAAGAGAUUCAGAAGUCUUCAACAAGAUCUUCACAGAGCUCUACAUCAUAACUGGAGAGAGUGAAAGGCUCAAUAGUGAACAUGAAGUGUCGCAACUUGAGGAUACAUCCCAGCUAAAAGCAGACAAAAUCAACUGCAAUGACAUCUUCAAACCCUUACUUGGAAAAGAGAAAGGAGAGAAGAGAUCCAUCAGAACUGUGCUGAUGAAGGGCAUCGCUGGCAUUGGAAAAACAUUCUCUGUGCAGAAGUUCAUCCUCGACUGGGCAGAAGGAAAAGCCAAUCAGCAUAUACAUUUCAUCUUUGUCCUUCCUUUCAGGGAGCUGAAUUUGAUCCGAAGACCUCACAGUGUUCACAGUCUUCUGAGUAGCUUCCAUCCUGGUCUCAAAGAACUUGAUAGUCCUACCUAUAAAGUAAUGAUAAUCUUUGAUGGUCUUGAUGAAAGCAGAUUUAAAUUGGAUUUCAAGAAUAACGAGACUUUGUUUAAAAUAACAGAUGAACAAAUGGUGAAUGUGUUGUUAACAAACAUUAUCAAGAGAAAGCUGCUUCCUGAAGCUCUCCUCUGGAUAACCUCCAGACCAGCAGCAGCCAAUCAGAUCCCCUGGGAGUACAUCGACCAGGUGACAGUAGUACGAGGUUUCACUGAUGAACAGAAAGAAGAGUACUUUAAGAAGAAAGUCGGGGAUGAGAAGCUGGCCACAAGAAUCAUCUCACAUGUAAAGAUGUCAAGGAGUCUACACCUCAUGUGCCAAAUCCCCAUCUUCUGUUGGAUUGCUGCCAUGAUUCUUGGAAAGAUGCUCAGCAAAAACAGCCGUGGAGUCCCUAAAACUCUGACUGCCAUGUACACACACUUCUUAGUCACCUUGACUGACUUGAAGGGCCAGACAAAUCACACAAAUCCUCAGAAGGUCUUGAAACAAAACAGAUUGUUAAUUUUAAAACUCGGACGCCUGGCCUUUAAUCAUCUGGGGGAGUCUCAAAUGUUUAAUGAAAACGACCUGGCAGACUGUGGCAUCACUGAUGAGGAACGGGAAGGAUCUCUAUACUCUGCAAUGUUCACAGAAAUCUUUAAAAAAGAGGAUGUGUUUUACGGGGAACUGGUGUACUAUUUUGUCCACCUAACCAUCCAGGAGUUUUUUGCAUCUCUUUUUGUGUUUCAUUGUUUCAUAAGCAAUGAAAUGAAGGAUCUGGAGUCUUUCAUCGAUGUCAAGUUCAGAGGUCAGCCUAAAGUGCAUACUUUCCUAGAAAGAGUGGUGAAUAAAGCUUCAAAAAGUGAGAAUGGACAUCUGGACCUCUUCGUCCGCUUCCUUCAUGGCUUCUUAUUGGAAUCCAAUCAACAGCUUCUGGAAGGCCUAUUGACAAGGUCGAAGGAUGCUGAAGAAACUUCCAAAAGUGUAGAGGAAAUAAGGACAUACCUCAAGUACAUGGCAACACAGGACAUCUCUCCUGAAAGAUGCAUUAACCUGUUUCACUGUUUGAUUGAAAUGGGAGACAGGUCAUUGAAUAAAGACAUUCAAGCAUACCUCUCACGUAAGGCUAUGAAGAAAAGUUCAGUUGAGCUCACACCAGAUCACUGCUCAGCAUUGGCCUCUGUGCUUCUAAAGUCAGGGGAGGAACUAGAUGUGUUUGACCUGAAGAAAUAUAAAGCAUCAUGGGAGAAGCGUAGGAGACUGGUCCCAGCUGUGACAUGCUGCAGAAAGGCUUUACUUGCUGGCUGUAGACUCACAAAUGAGACUUGUGAAACAGUGGCCGUUGCACUAAGAUCAGCAAAUUCACCCUUGAGAGAACUGGACCUGAGUCACAAUGACCUGCAGGAUUCAGGAGUGAAGCAGCUCUCUGAUGGACUGAAGGAUCCACACUGUCAACUAGAGAUACUGAGGCUGUCUGGCUGUCAUGUCACACAUGGAGGCUGUGCUUCUCUGGCUUCAGCUCUGGGGUCAAACCCCUCCCACCUGAGAGAACUGGACCUGAGCUCCAAUCACGCAGGAGACUCUGGAGUGAAGCUGCUCUCUGCUAGACUGGAGGAUCCACACUGUAGACUGGAGAAACUCAAACUUGCUGGCUGUAGACUCACAAAUGAGACUUGUGAAACAGUGGCUGUUGCACUAAGAUCAGCAAAUUCACCCUUGAGAGAACUGGACCUGAGUCACAAUGACCUGCAGGAUUCAGGAGUGAAGCAGCUCUCUGAUGGACUGAAGGAUCCACACUGUCAACUAGAGAUACUGAGGCUGUCUGGCUGUCAUGUCACACAUGGAGGCUGUGCUUCUCUGGCUUCAGCUCUGGGGUCAAACCCCUCCCAUCUGAGAGAACUGGACCUGAGCUUCAAUCACCCAGGAGACUCUGGAGUGAAGCUGCUCUCUGCUAGACUGGAGGAUCCACACUGUAGACUGGAGAAACUCAAUGUGGACCAUAAUGAAGAGUUCUGGGUUAAACCACAGCUGAUGAAAAAAUAUGCCUGUGAUCUCACACUGGACCCAAACACAGCACACAGAAACCUCUCUCUGUCUGAGGGGAACAGAAGGGUGGAGAGGGUUAAAGAGGAGCAGCCGUAUCCUGAUCAUCCAGAGAGAUUUGAUCACUAUACCCAGGUGUUGUGUAGAGAGGGUCUGACUGGGCGCUGUUACUGGGAGGUAGAGUGCAGUGGGAGGGUUGUGAUAUCGGUAACAUAUAAAAGCAUCAGCAGAAAAGGAAGAAGUUCUGCCUGUGGGCUUAGAGUCAAUGACAAGUCCUGGUGUCUGGAGUACUCUGGAGAUCGUUACACUGCCUGCCACAAUAGGGAAGUGACACAUAUACCUGCUCUGCCCGUCAACCCUCCUCAACCCCAGAGAGACCUGUCCUCCUCCCCUCCAUUCCCCAGAGUAGGAGUGUUUCUUGACUGGCCGGCCGGCACUCUGUCCUUCUACAUGGUCUACUCUGGCACAAUGACCCACCUGCACACAUUCCAGACCACAUUCACUGAGCCCCUCGACUCAGGGUUUGAGGUUUGGAAUGAGGGCUCUUCAGUGUCCCUGAGCCAGGUAGAGUAGAAUCCUUUGUCCUGGAGGAACACCUGGGUCUCCAUGGAAACACAGUUACACUCUCGUCACGCUUCGGCCACACAUAAGACAUGGAAAAAUGUGUAGAUUUCAGGAAAUUAACAUUUAAACUGCAAAAUAAAUUAUUAUAAAAUGUAUAUAAUUGCCACCUAUGAAAUUUGUGGGACUGGACCUUCUCAAAUAGUACUUGACUAAGCAAUGAGUUCAAAGGAAUUGUCCGUAGAGCUCCGAGAAAGGAUUGUUUCGAGGCACAGAUCUGGGGAAGGGUAC